UUUUUCCCCUUGUUGGCCCAUACCCUUAAUGUCGACAACAGCUAAAGAACUUAAAGUAAACGACGUCUUGGUUGAAGAGGACGAGGGAAAACUUGGACGUAAUAAUGAAAGAGCAUGUCAAACAAAAACAUGGAGUGAACAACACUUUAUAAAGUAUCGUAAAAUGAAGCGUAAAUUAGUUGAAAUGAUUGCUAAAAAAAAAGAAUAUCAAGCCGCGUUGGAUAAAGCUCACCGUAAAAUACAAGGAUUAGAAAAAAAGAGUCGUCAACAGCUACAACAAAAGCGUACAUCAAUAAAAAAGACAGAUGAUAUGGACACAAGUACUGUAGAGGAUGAGAUGGAAGAUAUUGAAGGUGGAAUGCUGGAUGAAGAAGAAGACGAAGAGGAAGAUCAAUUGGAUGAAGAUGAUGAAAUAAUUCCUACACCGAAAAAACAACGCCUUUCAAAGAGAAAACGUGUGCUUAUACCAAGGGAUGAAGAUGGCGCCAUCAUCUUACCUUUUCAGAUAGCGUCUUUAAAUGUGAUUGAUUUGGGCACGAUUGAUAGCGAGAGACCUGGUUAUCAUAAUGAUAGGUACAUAUUCCCUAUUGGCUACACAGUGGAGAGAACCUAUAUGAGUAUGGUUGAUCCCAAUAAUCAAACGACGUACACGUGUAAAGUAGAAGAUGGACAAGAUGGGCCACUGUUUACGCUUUGCGCUGCGGAUGCUCCUCAAAUUGAAUUAUCAGCUAAGACAGCAACAGGGGUUUGGGCUUCUGUCAUCAAAAGAGCAAAUGAGGUUAGACAGAAAGAGUCUUCUAAUGCUAUUUCUGGCCCAGAAUACUAUGGAUUUGCUCAUCCAUUGGUUAUUGAAAUGAUGGAGGAAAUGCCUGGGGUUGAUGCUUGUUCCCGUUACCGCAGAAAGCACAAGGCAUGAAAAAUCCCUUAUAUAUCACCCCCACCCCCCAAUUAAGUGUAAAAAAAAUAAAUAAAAAAAUACUAAAAUAAUAAAAAACCCCA
Mucor mucedo is the source of this 999-nucleotide messenger RNA. Its product is annotated as F/Y-rich N-terminus-domain-containing protein. Gene Ontology annotation, cellular component: nucleus. The transcript is spliced from 5 exons. Lineage: Eukaryota; Fungi; Mucoromycota; Mucoromycetes; Mucorales; Mucoraceae. The coding region runs from base 29 to 916 and encodes 295 amino acids. The record is from RefSeq and is a predicted model, not a curated record. Gene Ontology annotation, biological process: regulation of cell cycle.